Panicum virgatum (switchgrass) is the source of this 798-nucleotide messenger RNA. Its product is annotated as transmembrane protein 230-like. Gene Ontology annotation, cellular component: endomembrane system. The transcript has 2 exons. The record is from RefSeq and is a predicted model, not a curated record. The coding region runs from base 223 to 534 and encodes 103 amino acids. Lineage: Eukaryota; Viridiplantae; Streptophyta; Magnoliopsida; Poales; Poaceae.
AAUCCGCGAGCCGCAGCAGCGGAAUUGCGUGACCCACCCGAGGCUCCAGAGGCUGACCUCUCUCUCUCCCUCCGUGCACAAAGUCGCCGGCCUUCUUCCUUUCCUUCCCGUGCUCGCCACCGCCGCGUUCAUUUCACCCGCCGCCCCCAACCUAAACAACACGGCACCAGAAGUCCUCCCCGCCCAGCCUGUAGCUAGGGUUUCGCGCGCCGGCCGGGGGGCAUGGCGUACGUGGACCACGCCUUCUCCAUCUCCGACGAGGACGACCUCGUCGGCGGCGCCGUCGGGGGCCCGCGCGGCGCGCCCGUCAAGGAGGUCGCCUUCGCCGCCGCGCUCCUCGCCUUCGGGGCGCUCGGCGCCGUCGGGGGCCUCUUCAUGGCCGCCAACCAGGUCGGAGGGGACCGCGCGCACGGAAUUUUCUUUAUGAUUCUAGGUAUUGUGAUGUUCAUCCCUGGGUUCUACUACACACGAAUCGCCUACUAUGCAUACAAAGGUUACAAGGGCUUCUCAUUUUCAAACAUCCCACCAAUCUGAAGCAGUGUCGCUGGCCUGGAGUUCGGAUCAUCCAAUGGCCCUGCUGAUAGUGUAGUGUAUCUACCCUUAUGCUGCAUGUUUGUGUCAAUUUCUCAACCAUGUACUGGAAUGAACUGGUGGACGUGUACAGAUAAAUAGAGCUGCAUAUUAUGGUGUGGCCAGCCAGUGGAACGUUGUGUGAUUAUGUCAAAUUACUUCACUGUGUACUUCACCAUUAAACAUUUUUUCAAAAAAGUUUCUGAGAGGCGCCGCCGUUCAUUUUCA